Eriocheir sinensis (Chinese mitten crab) is the source of this 2803-nucleotide messenger RNA. RefSeq lists its product as uncharacterized. The coding region runs from base 169 to 1314 and encodes 381 amino acids. The record is from RefSeq and is a predicted model, not a curated record. Gene Ontology annotation, biological process: regulation of transcription by RNA polymerase II. NCBI's taxonomy places the organism in Eukaryota, Metazoa, Arthropoda, Malacostraca, Decapoda, Varunidae. Gene Ontology annotation, molecular function: RNA polymerase II cis-regulatory region sequence-specific DNA binding; DNA-binding transcription factor activity, RNA polymerase II-specific. Gene Ontology annotation, cellular component: nucleus. The transcript is spliced from 4 exons.
AUACCACUCGCGGCAGCCCUAACAAGUUUUAUCAUUCCCUCCGUCCACGACACACAACUGCCCUCCCUCCGCGUCUCCCGCUACUUCGCCGCCGCCGCCACCGCUGCCUUCGCCGCCACAUCACCCGUUCCCUGACAACUCGCUAACAUAGAAUUUAGGCAGGCAGACAUGUCCCCUUCCGUCACACCAGCGGACGCUCCCAUGGACCUCUCCACGAAGACCCGGCGAAAGCUGCGACUGGAGGAGUUUCUGCGUCAAAACCUUGACCAGGCCCCCGCCACGCGCGUCAUCCAGUGGGUAGACCGCGAGCAAGGCAUCUUCAGGAUACUGUGGACCCACCAGAGCUCGGGUGCCUUCACCCAGCAGGACGCCGCUCUCUUCCGCUACUGGGCCUUGGCCAGAGGGAAGCCUGCCAACCUGUCUUCAGUGGAGCUGAAGCAGAGCCUGAGGAUGGCCCUCAACAAGUCCCCGUCGGUGGAACGUCUGACCGUCGCCAACGAUGAGUACCGCUACUUCAGGUUCACAGACUGGGCCAAUCGCCGAAGAAAUCUCGGAGGGAUGAAGAGCAUGAAAGGACAGCAGCAAGAAACCAUGAGGAAAAGAUCCCCGCCCCCCCUCGUGCCCAUCGCCAAGCAGCGUUCAACAAGCCCCCAGCAAUGGAGCCCAGAACACUAUAACCUUCUUGUUCAGGCGGAAAAGACUCCAACGCCCUGCAAUCAGGAUAUGCUGAGGGAUCUAUUAGGACCCUAUUCAAGGUCACCGCUGAUAGGCAAUUCUCCCUUAGAAAUAAAGGAGGAGCAACAUGAGCAAGGGGACAGGCACGUGACACGCGGCCACCAGGGAGAGCAGAGCGUGUUUGCUCACACGUCCCCCAAGCCCUUCGUGCUCAAAGACCAGCUGAUGGGCGACAGCACGCAUGGCCUCGGCCUGCUGCAACGGCAUUACAUGGACGACGCCCUCACGCUGGACUUCAGAAUACGUGGAAAGGCCCUGCGUGAACCUUGUGUGGCCGGCAACCACCUGCUGGGAGAACAUCUCAAGUACCUGUCCAAGCCCUCCUCUCCCCAAGCCUACUCCGAGCCCCUCCAUGCCGUUCCCUCCUAUAAAGAGUCCCUUACACGACCUGAUCUCGAGGGGCCAUUCAGUCUGUACGGUGACGGUUCACGUUAUGUCAAGUCCUUCCCCCACUACGACUACAGGUCUUCAGGACCCGCCGUCGUCGCUGCCGCUGCAGCUCUCUACAGUGUUCCUGACCAAGCCCUGGCCACGCCCAUGGCUACCCCAGACUCGAGGCUCCUAAAAGUGAUGUACUAGGAUUUGGCAGCGGCGGCGGACGAACGGGCGCCAUUACGAAGACGCGAAACUUCAACUUUAAAAGAAACAUGAAUGCUCUGUGUGUGAAGAGACUUAAAAUUUGACUUUAAGGAAAGACAGAGACUUCAACCUUUGAGGCAUAGAACUUUCCCGUAAAAAUCCACUGUAAGAUACCCGCUGAUCCAACACAAUAAGACAGACAGCUUGUAAAGAGUCGUCCAAAGCUUGAAAACAUGCAGUAUGUAUGGCACGUGCGUAUCUUGUGAAAAAGUAUGCAUGACCAUAUGGAUUUUUUUUUUAACAGUACAGGAGGCAGCUCAAGGGCAACAAAAAUAAGUGUAGAAAAAAAAAGCCCGUUAAUCGCUGCUCCCACAAAGCGAAAUGUAAAGAGUGGCCAAAAGAGAAGUCAAUUUCGGAUGGAGAGGUGUCAUGAUACACUCUUCUUGAAAGAGGUCAAGUCAUAGGGAGGAGAAAAUACAGACGAAUGAAGGCUGUUCCAGAGUUUACCAGUGAAAGGGAUGAAAGAAUUGAGAUGCUGGUUAACUCUUGCAUAAGAAGUUUGGACAGUAUAGGGAUGAGCAUAAGUAGAGAAUCGAGUGCAGCGGGGCCGCGGGAGGGAGGGAGGCAUGCAGUUAGCAAGUUCAGAGGAGCAGUCAGCAUGAAAAUAUCGAUAGAAGAUAGAAAGAGAGGCAACAUGGCGGCGGAAUUUGAGAAGUAGAAGACUGUCAGUAAGAGGAGGUGAACUGAUGAGAUGAAGAGCCUUAUAGACUCCACUUUGUCCAAGAGAACUGUGUGUGUGGAGCCCCCCCACACGUGAGAUGCAUUCUCCAUACGAGAGCGGACAAGGCCCUUACAUAUGGAAAGCAUCUGGCGGAGACGAUACAGAACGCCCAACCUCGAGGAAGCUGAUUUAGUAAGAGAGGAGAUGUGAAGUUUCCAGUUGAGGAGGCAUUUACAGUGACUGAAUAUUGUCGAAGAAAAUAUAAAAAAGGACGGUUCUCCUACUAGAUGUUUAGAGAGUGACAUAAAGACAACAAAGCAACAAGAAAAGGCAUUGAAGAUGUACAAGCAAAGUUCCGUUGAGAUCAAUUUUGGUAGCAGUAAGAUUAACUCCGCAACGUUAGAUUACAUUAAAAAAUAGAAGAAAAAAAAUACCAGACUGUGAUUUGGGAAUGAUUUAUGUUGACUGAUUAUGUCGUGUUGCAUUGUUUUGUAUUUCUAGUUUGUUGUUAUUUGACAUACCAAGCUAAAAAAAAUGCCUUGGUGAAUGUGAUUAUACCUUUAUAACGUGUGACAGUUUUUCACACUCAUUAGUAUUUUUUUUAUGACCACUAUUUCUUUCCCCACCCAACUAUUUAUGAUGGCCGUGUUAUUUCUUUUACUGUGUUUUGCCUCAAAAUACAAAACAACAUAUGACUUAAGGUGUUCAAAUGGUGCUUUUUUUAUAAAUUAAAUUAUGAAUCUUUUGCGAAUAAAACAAAAACCGCUA